AAGGGUUAAGGAACCAACCAUCUGAAACACACACACACACACACAUACACAGACACAAAACCUGUGCCAGAUUAGAGGACCGAUAGGAAACCUCUAUUUUUCUCUGACUUGUUCACUGGCUUUCUGAAAACAUUCCACACAGUCACCGAAAGACUGCAUGAAGCAAAGUUUCUGAAAACAUUUCGAAAUCGAAAAUGGUGGUCACUGCAAAUUCAACCAUCGAAUCCAAUUUUUCAAGCUUUGAAAGGAAUAUAAACAACACCACCUCAAAUGACUCUGCAUUCAGUGUCAAUGCGGACCUGGUUAUCCGCUUUGUGUUAAUUGUUAUUCUUUUUAUCACCAUGGUGUCUCUUGGAUGCACAAUGGAAAUCUCAAAAAUCAAAAGUUAUCUCAUCAAACCCAAAGGGGUGGCAAUUGCAGUUGGGGCUCAAUAUGGUAUAAUGCCCCUCACAGCCUUCUGCUUUGCAAAGCUGUUUCAGUUGGGUCCUAUGGAGAGCAUAUCAGUGUUAAUUUGUGGGUGCUGUCCGGGAGGAAGCCUCUCCAACAUCUUUGCUCUGGCUCUCCAGGGAGACAUAAACCUCAGUAUUGUGAUGACUGCUUGUUCCACGGCACUGGGAUUGGGUAUGAUGCCACUCCUGCUCUUCCUCUACAGCCAGGGUUUCUCAAACCUGGCACAGUUUGUUCCUUUCACUUACAUCAUUUUUUCCCUGAUUAUGAUCCUGGUGCCCUGCGGUAUUGGGAUCUUGAUCAACUACCGAGUGCCCCAGUAUUCUAAGAUCAUCACCAAGGUUGGGUUAUCGCUCCUGCUGGUCUCAUGUGUUGUCAUUGGGGUUCUUGCUGGUUUAUCUGAUGGAGGAAAGAUUUUCACAGUGCUGUCUCCUCAACUUAUAGCCACAGCCGCAUUGAUGCCAUUGACUGGAUUCAUAUGUGGAUAUAUCCUGUCCACUCUGUUCAGGAUGAAUGCACCUUGCAGACGGACUGUUUCUAUGGAGGUGGGUUGCCAGAACAUCCAGCUGUGUACCACAAUCCUGAAGGUGGCCUUUUCUGCUGAUCUCAUUGGUCAGCUGUAUUUCUUCCCGGUCAUCUACAUUGUGUUCCAGAUAGUCGAGGCCCUUAUCUUCAUAGUCCUGUUCAGAUGCUAUAAGAGACUGAGACCAUCCCAACAAGAAAUUAAAGAGUACAGAGCAGUGGAAAGAGCAGCUGAAGAAACUAAUGGUCCCUCUAACAGUGAUAUCUGAGGACCCCAUAGUGCUUAGAAAGCUCAAAAUGGACUCAAGGAGUAUGGGACCAAAGUACCAUGGAUCCUGUGACCAUAGGGAAUGAUUAAUAACACAGGAACAACUAUAUAUUUUGUUGUUCCUCCUUGACAAAAAAUAACAUAUGCAUAAUGCUGAAUAGUCAGUACAGAGUAUAAAAACCUUUAACUGUACUGUACAAAUGUAUUGUUUGAAUAAAGGAAUUAACUUAG
Molecule: messenger RNA, 1468 nt
Organism: Carassius gibelio (silver crucian carp)
Lineage: Eukaryota; Metazoa; Chordata; Actinopteri; Cypriniformes; Cyprinidae
Product: hepatic sodium/bile acid cotransporter-like
Exons: 6
Coding region: 195-1238 (347 amino acids)
Biological process (GO): bile acid and bile salt transport
Cellular component (GO): membrane
Molecular function (GO): bile acid:sodium symporter activity
Source: RefSeq, a predicted model, not a curated record